AUGAGAAUCUACCAAUGUCAUUUCUGCUCGUCGCCUGUGUAUCCAGGCCACGGUAUCAUGUUUGUUCGUAACGAUGCCAAAGAGUUUAGAUUCUGUCGUUCUAAGUGUCACAAGGCCUUCAAGCAGCGUCGUAAUCCAAGAAAGUUGAAAUGGACCAAAGCGUUCAGAAAGGCUGCUGGUAAGGAGUUAGCUGUUGAUUCGACGUUGACGUUUGCCGCUAGAAGAAACGUGCCGGUUAGAUACAAUAGAGACUUGGUGGCCACGACGCUUAAGGCCAUGGCUAGGGUGGAGGAGAUUAGACAGAGACGUGAGAGAGCCUUCUACAAGAAUAGAAUGAAGGGCAACAAGGAGAGACAAUUAGCAUUGGACAAGAAGCUUGUGGAGUCUAACCCAGAGCUGUUGAGAAUGAGAGAAGUGGAACUUGCAAAGAAACUGGCCAAGGAAGAAGCCAGAGCUGCAAGAGAACAAGGCGUUGACGAGGAAGAAGAAGAGGAGAGUGAUAUCGACAUGGAGAGUGAAGUUGAAAGCGAAAGUGAAAGCGAACAGGAACAAGUUAGACAAAAGGUGUUGUUGAAGAACAAGAAGCGUUCCACAAAGCGUACUGUAUUAUGA
Molecule: messenger RNA, 612 nt
Organism: Williopsis jadinii
Lineage: Eukaryota; Fungi; Ascomycota; Saccharomycetes; Phaffomycetales; Wickerhamomycetaceae
Gene: RLP24
Product: ATPase-activating ribosome biosynthesis protein
Exons: 1
Coding region: 1-612 (203 amino acids)
Biological process (GO): ribosomal large subunit biogenesis
Cellular component (GO): nucleolus
Source: RefSeq, a predicted model, not a curated record